AUGAAGUUCUCAAACUUCAAAAAGGGAACCAGCAGUGCUAACAAGAAGAAAGAUGCGAACCCACCAGCCGAGGUCAAGACUGGUGUCGAAAACAAGGGAAAAGGAUAUAUGGGCACCUUGCCUAAAUGUGAUGUAUGUCAGUUUCAUCACACUGGACGAUGUCGAGCUGGAAAGUGUGAGACGUGCGGAAAAGUUGGCCAUGCCAAAAAGACAUGCUGGUAUGGUGUCGGUCGUGGUAAUGGUGGUCAGAGAGGUAAUGGCAACGGGAAUGGAAACGGUAUCCGUGGUGAAAAUGGGUAUAGAAACUGCACUCAACGAGGAAAUGGUAGUAAUGGAAACCGUGGAGCAAACAACAACCAGGGCGGAAUUGGGAAUGGAAAUGGUCGGGGACCAGGUUGCUUUAACUGUGGAGAUGUUGGGCAUUUCAAGAGAGAUUGCCCAAAGAUCAACCAAGCUCAGGGAAAAGUCUUUAACAUAGGAGCGAGGGAAGCUUUCCAAGAUCCGAACGUAGUCACGGCUUUGUAUCCUUAG
Molecule: messenger RNA, 531 nt
Organism: Helianthus annuus (common sunflower)
Lineage: Eukaryota; Viridiplantae; Streptophyta; Magnoliopsida; Asterales; Asteraceae
Product: cold shock protein 1-like
Exons: 2
Coding region: 1-531 (176 amino acids)
Molecular function (GO): nucleic acid binding; zinc ion binding
Source: RefSeq, a predicted model, not a curated record